AUGCUCUCGAAUUGUCUGCUAAGAUUCCCUUCGCAGGUUUCGGUACACCUACUUCAUUUUUGCGCCCGCAACAUAUGUGUGUCGCCUGCCCUCAUGUCCAAAGGUCGCACUUACGAAAGCCGUCCUGUACCUGAUUCAGAGGAUGCUCUUCACCCCUUGGCAUGGGCUGAGAGGCUGUUCGAUCUGAAAAAACUGCGAAAAGACUUCAAACCCUGUGAAGAACCUUCACCAGUUCUCAUGGUCUGCCGGCUGAAACCUUGGAAAGGCAUCCACUUUUACGAGAAGGGUUUUUUAGAAAAAUAUGGCAUGGGACCGUCAACUAAGCUCACUCCUAUUGACGUGAAUCCUAAGUAUCUGAGUCGAGACUAUCUCAGGCAGUGGCACAAUCAGCGAUGGGAGCAGAACAAACUGUUUUCGGAAUUCUUCACUUCCCAUUACAAAUAUCGGCUCAAUCAAGAUGGCCAAGAAUACCGAUACAGCGGAUUAUGGCGUUUAGAUGAUGCCAUGCGGCAGUCUAUUAGACAACGCCUUAAUCCUGACGGGACGUACAAGCCCAGAAACAAUUCUAGGUUUGAAGCUGACUGGAAUACCUAUCCUUGGUCUUUCUACUGA
This is a messenger RNA of Dibothriocephalus latus, 612 nucleotides long. Lineage: Eukaryota; Metazoa; Platyhelminthes; Cestoda; Diphyllobothriidea; Diphyllobothriidae. The record is from the annotation of a GenBank genome assembly.